AUGUACAGGGUUAAGUCACGAAAGAACCGGCCAGCAUCUUCCAUCGCCGCAGACAAAGAAGCAGGGCUUCCACUAAAUAAAGACAAGAAGGCAGAACUGUUUGCACGUGUUGGAGUUAUGGGCCCAACACUAUCGAUAUUGAGCGACCGCCUGGUUCAUUACCUAUGCCACCCGUUACACCCAUAUACAGAGGCGCUUGGCUUGCCAGAUGAAGCGUUGGAGGAGAGUUUACAAUAUGUGCUUGAUCAGUAUGUCAAUGUUGUCAUUCCUCCCCCACCUUCAAUCUGUCUGGACACUCAUGAUGACAGAGUCACCUUCGCAUCAAUGACCCUAGGACUCGAGGAACAUUGCUUUGUUUCUGGAAUGCAGGAACAGGACGUACGACUUUACCAGGAUAUGGUGCUAGAGGCUUCGGUGUCCAAGGUGUUUUGA
Messenger RNA from Marasmius oreades (fairy-ring Marasmius), 432 nucleotides. RefSeq lists its product as uncharacterized. The transcript is spliced from 4 exons. The record is from RefSeq and is a predicted model, not a curated record. The coding region runs from base 1 to 432 and encodes 143 amino acids. Lineage: Eukaryota; Fungi; Basidiomycota; Agaricomycetes; Agaricales; Marasmiaceae.